UAUCCUUUUAAUUACAGUACAUUUUUUGUUGUUCCCUUUCGUGAAUAAUUUGUUUAAAUGCCUUAACAGCUUUGGGAACGAGUUCGAAAGAUACUGUAACGCCUACAGUAAUAUCUUCUACGACUGGAGAGACGACAACUACAUCAAAGGAGAAUUUAUGUGAAUUGAAAUGCUUAAAUGGAGGGACAUGUAGCAUUGAAGGCGGAACUCCACGAUGCAUCUGUCCUGCCGGAUAUACAGGAGAAAAUUGCCAUGCAGAAAUUUGUCCUAGUGAAAAGUGCAAGAAUAGAGGAAAUUGUACUAAAGAAAACGGCAGAGAGAAAUGUGCUUGUGAUAAACCAUACGAAGGACAGUCUUGCGAAAUAGACCCAUGUCAAUCUAAAAGCCCAUGCCAAAAUGGAGGAACUUGCUAUAUUAGAGAUGGAGAAAUGAAAUGCAAUUGCAGAACAGAUUAUGGAGGAAAAAACUGUGAAAUUAAAAUAGACCAAUGUGCUCUGAUGCUUGUCAAAGGAGAAUGCGAUAAAAUUCACGAAACCUGUGCCAAUGGAAAAUGCGAAUGUGAAAAACACUAUGCUUAUUCAAAAAAUGAUGAAUCUUGCAUUCCGAACUUUUGUGAUAAGUCAAAUGGAAAGCUACAAUGUCACAAAACGCUGUUUGCAAGGAAAUCGACAACAGAUAUGAGUGUGAAUGCGAGAAAGGCUACUAUCCAAAUAAAGAUAAAUGUGUAAAACUUAACUUAUGUUCUCCUGGUGCCUCGAAGUGCACGCAGCUGUGCAAUUUUAAUACCGGAAAGUGUACUUGCGUGGGUGGAUUUAAGCUCGACCGCGACGGAUACACAUGUAAUGCUGACGAAAACUUGCCAUCCUGCAGCAAAAAAUGUGGUGCUGGAACAUGCAUAAAGAAAGGUAGUGCAGAAGAAUGUAUUUGUCCAAAUGUCACCCACGUUCACACAAAGCAAAGGCUGUGAAGAUUACUGCACAAACAAAGGUCAACCUCCGGAAGGAAUGUGUCCUGAAAACAAGUGCGAAAGUUAUGAUCGUGGAUUCCGAUGUAAAUGUACAGAACCUUAUGAGCAGGAUGAAGACGAAAUCCACUGCAGGAGAAAGGCUAUGUGUAGAGAUGGCGGUGGAAAUGAAAUAUGUUCUGAAAAGAAUGCAACGUGUGAAGAAUUACUUUCAGAUACCAAAUUAGGUUACAAAUGCGAAUGCAAACAGGGCUAUGAAAGAGUUGGAAAUAAUGCCUGCAUAAGCAAAUGCGAUAGAAAAAACUGCAAAGAAAAGAAUGCCGAGUGUGAAUUCUAUGGUGAUAAUUACGAAGCAGUUUGUAAGUGCCCCCUGAUGAUGACAUUUGUUAAUGACAAAUGCAGUAAACUAGCUGAGCAUUCGUAUGUUGGUCAACUUGCAAUUCUGAAGAGAAAUUAUAGAGUAUACUCAGUAUCCGAAAGGUCUAAAAGAUCCACUGAUGAUAUCAAUGAUUCAAAACUGCGAUCAGAUAUUGAUGAAUCGUUGAAGAAUGUUUAUGCCGACUACAAAUACUCAAAACUUCUAAACUGCACAGAGGAAGGAGAAAUACUGAAUUGCAAUUUAGAAUUGCAGUUUAAGGAGAAAGUGGGAAAAGAAGAAUUAAGGAAGAUUGCUGAUCCUUCGGUAUGUAUCCCACUGACGGGCACAGAUUACUGUUGGAUCAAGCCAAAGCUCAUAUUGAAAAGGAUACACGAAAAAGAAGUUUUCCACGCAACCGAUCCUUGUACUCCGCUUGUAAGAAGCACUGUUUGUGGGCUAAUGACAACAUGCAAGCAAGAGAAAAGUACGAAUGCUUUCACUUGCACAUGCAAGAAAGGAUUCCAGAGUAUUAAUACAUUUAAGCCAACUAUUUCAGCUAAUUCUUUAGUUCACGUAUGUGAAGAUAUAAAUGAAUGUCUGGACGAAAAUAUUUGUCCAAACACCACUAAUUGUAAAAACACGUUUGGCGACUACGAGUGCUUUUGUAAAAUUGGUCACUAUAAAGAAAGCGAAGGUGAUACUAAAAAGGACGGUUGCUUAGCUGUUUGUGACCCCAGUCCUUGUGUGCAUGGAAAAUGUGAAAAAGUUGGGGACCAUGGAUUUGCUUGCAGCUGCGAUGGACAUUACACAGGUGUCUAUUGUAACGUAACAAAUGAUGUAGUCGUCAAAGCCAAAAAGGAUGGUACAACUAAUGCGGCUAUUGUUGGAGGCGUGCUUGGAGCCAUCCUUGCUGUUAUUCUUAUUGGUGGAUACCUUUUCAUCCGAAAAUUAAAAAAGUCAAAAGGAGACGAGCACGAAUACAUGCAGCCUCGAAAAAGGGGUGCUCUUUCAGAAAUGCGAUUGGGCAAACGUCAGACAGAAAGAGAUGACGACAUAGAACUUCGACAGAGUGGUAGACGACCCGUUAGACCCUUGCCAGAGAGACAAGACAGACGAGACAGCGGUGAGUUUCGGAGAGGUUUUGGUGGCAGUACCAGCAUGAUGUCAAGAGAUCAGAAUUCACGUGAUGAAUACGAAGAAGAAGAACGUGUACGUCGACCUUUGCCUGAAAGAAGGGAUAAUACUGACUUGGGCAAAAACAGAAUGAUCCCAAGACCACGAGUAACUCGUUCAGAAGAUCAGUAUGACGAAAUUCAUCAGACGAGGGAGGAACGACCUCGUCGUCAUUUCACCAAAUCUUCCGAAUCAUUACCUCAGGAUGACAAAAAAGUCACAUCCCUCCAUUAUAAAAAUAAGGCGUAUGAGGACGAUUAGUUUUCCUGAAACGUUUGAUAAUUUUUGAUUUAUCAUAAACUUUCGAAAUAAAGUGCUCACUGUGAAAUUUAAGCCGAAGAUGAAUAUCAGGGAAAAGUCAUUCUUUUCUUAAAGACAUUAUUGCGAAUUCAGAUUAUUUUUCUUGUGGACUAAACGAACUAAAAAGGUUGAGGUGGUAAUGCAGUUAAAAAAAAAGGAAUUUUCAGAAAUCUGUAUGUAAUAUUAGGCUUAUUUUGAGUAAAUAAUCACAUAUUCAUUUCCUCGAAGGUUCAUGUGGACUUAUACCAUUCCAUUGGUUUAAUGUAUUUAUAGCAAGUUAUUUAAAUUUUGAGAUAAUAAAGGAAUUAUAAUUGUUUA
Stegodyphus dumicola is the source of this 3113-nucleotide messenger RNA. RefSeq names its product neurogenic locus notch homolog protein 1-like. Lineage: Eukaryota; Metazoa; Arthropoda; Arachnida; Araneae; Eresidae. The record is from RefSeq and is a predicted model, not a curated record.